AUGAAGGAGAAGGAUUGUGCACUGUCUGCCCUGCUUCCUUGCGUGAAAGAAGAACUAGAGGAGGUGACAGGUGCCCUUGAAGCUUUUACAAAGCGCUGGCCUGCCCCUCUACAUGGUCAACAUCACAUCACAGUGGUUAGAGAUAAAUAUUUGAAAAAUCUGCUCAGCUUAUUUUGGGAUAUUCUUAAUGGCGCGAAAGAACAGGGGAACUUGGAUGGUGUCACAAACGCCAUUCGAGAUCUCCAUGUUGCCUUUUCUGCACUUUCGGAAACUAUAGAUAUAAGGUGUACACAGCAUCUCACCGUCGCUCCUCGCAUAGUUGCAAAGUUUCCAACAAAGAAUAAGUAUUUCAAUUUUCUGGUUGCUAGCUCAAUCACGGGUGUUCCAAGAAAUUUCUUUCCUGCUCUGUUCCAGUUGCCGGUUGAACUCCUAGUGCAAAGAUUGUCCCGGAAACUUGUAGGUCUAGAUAAUCAACUUAGGGCCAUCAUAAAUGCAAUGUCAAUCCAUAAGCUUGGAUCACGCCCUCUGUAUUCUUUCCUCUUGUUAGGUCAUCCAGGUCAUGGGAAGACAGCACUUGCUGUGGCGCUUGCAAAAGAAAUGUUUGAUAAUAGGAUUGUUGAAUAUAAUGUGGCUGGUUUUACAGAAGAUGAUUUUACAGUAGAAGUUUUCUCAUGUCCGUUCUUGGUUGUUAACGAGUCAGAUGGGGCUAGCGACUCGACGGUCCGGCUUAUUUCGAGCUGUGUGUUAGUGUUUGAUAACGUUGACAAAGCCAACACCGCACUGUUCGACAUUAUCCUACGGAUUCUAGAGAUUGGGUCAUAUGUCGAUGCCUCUGGAAGGCAGAUUGCAGAGAAGCAGUUCAAGCCUCGGUUUUUUGAUUCUGUGGAUGACGUAAUUUUGAUCCCUUGGCUAUCUCUUUCUCAGUUUAUGUCAGUUUUCAGAAUACAAGUCCGCGAUGCCGCCUCCUUAUUCGAAGAAAAAGUGGUUGUCUACCCGUCUGCCGCCGUGUUUCGUUAUAUUUGGAGGAAUAAGUAUGACAAGAUGCAAGAGGAAGGUGGUCAUGUAGUUAAGCAUUUUGUGGAGGAGUUAGUCUCCAAGUUGAGCAAUGUGGAUAGCCAGUCCAUAGUAUACAUUGAUGAGUUGGUGGGUACCAAUGAAUUGUCUGUCAGAACUCAGAACUUAAGUGAUGUGACAGUUGCCCAUGACUUUAAGACGUUCAAAGUAUCCUUGGGAAAGUUGAGGAUCCUCUACCAGUUCGAAAAAGAACAUGCUAAGCAGAUAUACAAACUAAGCAUUGUUUAG
Lycium barbarum (goji berry) is the source of this 1302-nucleotide messenger RNA. RefSeq names its product chaperone protein ClpB1-like. Gene Ontology annotation, cellular component: cytoplasm. Gene Ontology annotation, biological process: cellular response to heat. The transcript is spliced from 6 exons. Bases 1 to 1302 code for a protein of 433 amino acids. The record is from RefSeq and is a predicted model, not a curated record. NCBI's taxonomy places the organism in Eukaryota, Viridiplantae, Streptophyta, Magnoliopsida, Solanales, Solanaceae. Gene Ontology annotation, molecular function: ATP binding; ATP hydrolysis activity.